AUGUCCGUUAGACUAAAGCAGGUGGACAUCGUGGUUGGAACACCAGGUCGUCUCGAUGACCUCAUCUCUACGGGGAAACUCACCUUGUCUCAAGUCCGCUUCCUGGUCCUGGAUGAGUGUGAUGGUCUCCUCACUGCCGGCUACACCGACUUUAUCAUGAGAAUCUACAACCAGAUUCCUCAAGUCACCCCGGACGGCAAGCGACUUCAGGUGAUAGUCUGCUCAGCGACGCUCCACUCCUUCGACGUGAAGAAGCUGUCGGAGAAGAUCAUGCAUUUCCCAACCUGGGUGGACCUGAAGGGAGAGGAUUCUGUCCCUGAGACCGUACAUCACGUGGUCGUACCCGUUAACCCUAAACACGACCGCAGCUGGGAACGCCUCGACCGCAAGAACCACAUCCUGACUGAUGAGGUCCAUGCUAAAGACAACACCAGACCAGGAGCCAACAGCUCAGAGAUGUGGUCUGAGGCCAUCAAGAUCUUGAAGGGGGAGUACACCAUCAGAGCCAUCAAGGAACACAACAUGGACCAGGCCAUCAUCUUCUGUCGGACCAAGAUCGACUGUGACAACAUGGAGCAAUACUUCAUAGUACAGGGAGGAGGUCCAGAUAAAAAAGGCCACCAGCUUUCCUGUGUCUGUCUCCAUGGUGACCGGAAGCCCAACGAACGCAAGACCAAUCUGGACCGAUUCAAGGUCAGCAGCGUCACUUAA
This is a messenger RNA of Salvelinus namaycush (lake trout), 711 nucleotides long. Its product is annotated as ATP-dependent RNA helicase DDX1-like. The coding region runs from base 1 to 711 and encodes 236 amino acids. NCBI's taxonomy places the organism in Eukaryota, Metazoa, Chordata, Actinopteri, Salmoniformes, Salmonidae. The record is from RefSeq and is a predicted model, not a curated record. Gene Ontology annotation, molecular function: ATP binding; nucleic acid binding. The transcript has 7 exons.